UGUUUGUCUAAGCGGCAACCCGGAAAUGUGCUCGACAGACGUAGCUAUGCAUUUGAUCUAAAAAUGAUCUACUUCCGCUUGUUACGACUCAUGACACGCUGGCCGACCCUUGUCCGCGAAUACUCAAUGCUUCGAGAGGGCGGUGGCGAUGUAGUAUUCAACCAUUUAUCAGUAUCUAAAAAAGCAUAUGCCGUCCUCGAUGAACUGAAAUAUAUUAAUGACGACUGGGAGCAUGUCAUUGAUGACCAAGACUUGCUCAGGAGCGCGCCAUCUUAUCGACCAAACGAUCCACUUCCUCUAAUGUUCGAAGUAAAGGACACUAUGGCAGCAUUAGCUAUCUGUCACUACGCCAUGUUUAGUAUCAUAGUUUGUCGAAUCCUGUUAUCACUGCAGAUAAUGUCAUGCGAAACCGGGGAAACAGUCCAGUUGCAAGCAGGAAUCGUCAAUCAGUGCCACCGAAUCUGGAUGCUUAUCGAUCAUAGUCUAUGCCAUAAGCCUUUGGGACUGCCAGUUAUGCAAGGGGCAUUGAUUCUUACAUUUGAAACAGCAGUUGAUGAUGAUUUGAACAUGAAGCGAUAUAUCCUUGACGCUCUAAAUGAAUUGGAUGCUUACCGGGUAUUGGCCAAAGGGCCGUGGAAGGAGAACCAGGUGGUGUACAUUGCACGGUCCUUGCGUGGGGAGUGUCCUUUUGGAUGAGGCUUGUAAAUGGAUAUAUUAAUUGUCAUCCACCUAGAAAUGUCAAGUCAUGCACGUAUGUGAUAC
Talaromyces proteolyticus is the source of this 762-nucleotide messenger RNA. RefSeq lists its product as uncharacterized. Bases 64 to 696 code for a protein of 210 amino acids. The transcript has a single exon. Lineage: Eukaryota; Fungi; Ascomycota; Eurotiomycetes; Eurotiales; Trichocomaceae. The record is from RefSeq and is a predicted model, not a curated record.